AUGGAUAUCGACCCUAGUCGACGAAAUAAGAAGCCCCGUCUCCUCCUGGAGUCGGAGCGGGAAAGACUAGACGAAUUCAUCGAUUCGAUUCAUUAUUCUGCAAGAUAUUCCGACGACAAGUUCGAAUACCGUCAUGUCCAACUCCCGAAGAACAUGCUGAAGAAGAUUCCCACGGACUACUUUGAUAGCUCCAAGGGAACAUUGAAACUGCUGUGGGAAGAGGAAUGGCGAGCGCUAGGCAUCACGCAGAGCUUGGGAUGGGAGCACUACGAGGUGCAUGAGCCAGAACCUCAUAUUCUGCUUUUCAAGUCCGUGGUUAGCACCUCUCAAAGCCCAAUCCACUCCCCGCUGACUCUUCUUUAG
This is a messenger RNA of Penicillium macrosclerotiorum, 363 nucleotides long. Its product is annotated as cyclin-dependent protein kinase regulatory subunit CKS1. The transcript has 3 exons. Gene Ontology annotation, biological process: regulation of mitotic cell cycle. Gene Ontology annotation, molecular function: cyclin-dependent protein serine/threonine kinase activator activity; protein kinase binding; ubiquitin binding. Lineage: Eukaryota; Fungi; Ascomycota; Eurotiomycetes; Eurotiales; Aspergillaceae. Bases 1 to 363 code for a protein of 120 amino acids. Gene Ontology annotation, cellular component: cyclin-dependent protein kinase holoenzyme complex; SCF ubiquitin ligase complex. The record is from RefSeq and is a predicted model, not a curated record.